Molecule: messenger RNA, 2339 nt
Organism: Drosophila eugracilis
Lineage: Eukaryota; Metazoa; Arthropoda; Insecta; Diptera; Drosophilidae
Product: pyruvate dehydrogenase E1 component subunit alpha, mitochondrial-like
Exons: 2
Coding region: 707-1978 (423 amino acids)
Biological process (GO): pyruvate decarboxylation to acetyl-CoA
Cellular component (GO): intracellular membrane-bounded organelle
Molecular function (GO): pyruvate dehydrogenase (acetyl-transferring) activity
Source: RefSeq, a predicted model, not a curated record
UGCUCGGUUGCCGUUGUUGAUGCUGUUUCUGUUGCUGUUCUCUGGUGUGCCCAAUUGCCUUUAAAUUGUACCGAGUGUUAAGUGGCGCACGUUAAAAAAACAUUUAACGUUUUUAUUUACGAUACACCGAGUCGCCAACAACAGAAACCCCAGACAUAAAAAAAUGCUGUAGCUCCAAUAGCAGUGGAGGAGGUAGUGAAAGUGUUUUGUUCUGGACCUGGCAUUAGGGACUCGCAAAAAAAGAUAUAUAUAUAUAUAUGUAUAGGCACAACAAAAGUAAAAAAGGAUAUUGGAAUCGCAAACGAACAAGAGGCUCAAACCGGGCAAAAAAAAAUAAAACGGAAAUUAAAGUUAAAAUAUGGCAGGAGCCUGAAAGGCAGAAAGAGCGAUUGAGGGUUAGAAGUGAAAGGGCGAGACAAUGGCAAGUGGAAAUGUGAAAACGGAAAAGUGAGCAAGUGCAAAAAAGUUAUCGCAACUAUGAAUUGAAAAUUGAGUACCUGGCUAUUAAACAUGAUUUCUGAAGUGGAAUAAGUGGAUUUUCAUGCGUUAGUCUAUGAAAUUUUAAUAAUUUUUUGUAGAAUUUUCAAAUUAGUGAAUAUAUUGAGCAGUUUUUUACAUUUCCAACAUAAGUAGGCACCAUCUUGUUUGCUUUGCCUUAUUGCAUUACCAAACAAGUUACAUAAUUUUCAAAAACACAAAAGGAAUCAUGUUCCCUCCUGGAUUUACAUUUUUCCUGCGUUUUCUACGGCGCAGAAGUCACUCUUCAUCGGCGGAACAACCACACCCGCAGCCUCCCAAGGAAAGUAAUGAAAUUCUAGGUAAUAAUACCCCAAACCCAAAAGCCAAAAACGAAAUAUCCGAUGAACACCGACUUAUUCGCCUGCAAAAGGAUUUUAAACUCCAUCAGUUGACAGAAGGCCCCAAAAUUGAGGUGCCCCUUAAUAAAUUCGAGGCCCUGCGGUACUAUCGACAACUGCUGUCCCUGCGCCAUUUGGAAACAGCAGCUUCGAAUCUAUACAGAGAGCGAUUAAUACGCGGAUUCUGUCAUUUAUACACUGGCCAAGAGGCUUGUGCCGUGGGAAUUCGGGCCGCGAUGGGCAAACAGGAAAAACUCAUUUCAGGAUAUCGAAUACACGGUUGGGCAUACCUGAUGGGAGUGUCAGCUCAAGGUGUCCUGGCUGAACUUACAGGGCGUGAAACAGGUUGUUCAGGUGGGAAAGGUGGAUCUAUGCAUAUGUAUGGUAAAAACUUCUAUGGAGGAACUGGAAUAGUUGGAGAUCAGGUUCCCUUGGGUGCCGGACUGGCCUUAGCUGGAAAGUAUUUAAAUGAUGGCUCUGUAGCUUUAACUGUCUACGGCGAUGGUGCUGCUAAUCAGGGACAGAUAUCCGAGACUUUCAAUAUGGCGCUACUUUGGAAGUUACCCCUAGUUUUCAUAUGCGAAAACAACAAUUAUGGCAUGGGCACCAGUUCUGAUAGAUCCUCCAGCAAUAACGAAUAUUACAAAAGGGGUGAUCAAAUGCCAGGUAUUCAAGUUGAUGGUCAGGAUGUAUUGGCUGUUAAAAGUGCCACCACAUUUGCCAUCCAACAUGCCAAGAAGAAGGGUCCUUUAAUACUGGAACUUAAAACCUAUCGCUAUGGCGGUCAUUCCAUGUCAGAUCCCGGGACGAGUUAUAGGAGUAGAGAAGAAAUCCAAAAGGUUCGAAUGGAAAGGGAUCCCAUUAAGAGUUUCCAGCAGGUAUGUGUGAAGGAAUUACGAAUUUCCCAAGAUGAGGUUAAGGAAGUUGAUAAGCUGGUAAGGAUUGAAAUUGAUAAUGCUACAAAGUCGGCAAGAAAUGAUGAGGAACCCGCCUUGCCAUACCUCUGGAGCGAUGUCUAUUCGGGAUAUUAUGAGGGGUAUUUAAGAGAUAUUAAGGAACUAUCUUUGAAACAUAAAAGAUUGCUGAAAAUACAAGACAUAAAAGCUGAGACAGAAUAUUAAAAUUCCCAGUUUUGUAAUAAGUCUCUUGUUUACAAAAUAUUCAUUAUAAUUGUGUUUUUCUUGAAAAAGAAUACUCAGUACGUUCUCUGAUUUUUCCACCUUUGAGAAAUCAGAAAAUGUCUUUAACUUGAUACCCAAGCAAAGCACAUCCUUGUCAUAACUUUCAUUAGCACUUGAGUGCGGGCUCUAUUUAAUUUAUGCUAAAUGAUCAACGGCUGCUGCUUAUGUCUACGUUUUAUUUUUAUUUUCCCAGCAAAACGAAAACAAUAAUUCAGCACAGCGAGCUGCUGCUGAAACUGCAGAAAGCGAAGAAAAAAUGUUACGGCUCAAGGAAAAAAUAAGAAAAAAAAAGGGUAAGCAG